Messenger RNA from Tetrapisispora phaffii CBS 4417, 885 nucleotides. It is a transcript of the gene COQ5, whose product is annotated as 2-hexaprenyl-6-methoxy-1,4-benzoquinone methyltransferase. Gene Ontology annotation, biological process: ubiquinone biosynthetic process. The coding region runs from base 1 to 885 and encodes 294 amino acids. The transcript has a single exon. The record is from RefSeq and is a predicted model, not a curated record. Gene Ontology annotation, molecular function: methyltransferase activity. NCBI's taxonomy places the organism in Eukaryota, Fungi, Ascomycota, Saccharomycetes, Saccharomycetales, Saccharomycetaceae.
AUGUUGAAAGUUGCCUCAUUUAAGAAUUAUGUUAACUUUGCUAAUGCUAAGACAAUUGGCAGACUGUUUAGUAGCAACAAUGCACUAAAUAAAGUAGAUGGAGGUAAGUUCACCGAUUUUGGCUCGAAGAUGGUUCCUUUGGCAGAAAAGCAGAAAUUAGUUGGUGGUGUUUUCUCUUCUGUAGCAUCGAAGUAUGAUAUCAUGAACGAUGUCAUGUCUUUGGGUAUCCAUAGAUGUUGGAAAGAUCAUUUUAUUAAUAAAUUAGAUGCUGGUAAGAGGCCAAAUUCUGAUACUCCAUUGAGUUUCAUUGACGUUGCCGGUGGUUCAGGUGAUAUUGCGUUCGGUUUAUUAGACCAUGCAGAAGAAAAGUUCCAUGAUACUCAAUCAACGAUGGAUAUUAUUGAUAUCAACCCAGAUAUGUUAAAAGAAGGUGAGAAAAGGGCAUUGGAGCAGAAUAAGUACUACAAUAAUCCAAGAGUAAGAUUUAUGAUACAAAAUGGUGAAGUUCUGGAUGCCAUUGAAUCAAACUCUAAAGACAUUUAUACAGUUUCUUUCGGUAUCAGAAACUUCACUGAUAUUCAAGCAGGUUUAAAUACAGCACACAGAGUAUUGAAACCAGGUGGUAUCUUUUAUUGUUUGGAAUUUUCUAAGAUCGAGAAUGGGUUAGUUGAUUUUGGUUACCAACAAUGGGCCAAAGUUCUUCCAUUUAUGGGUUCAGUUAUCGCAAAUGACUACGAUUCUUACCAAUAUCUUGUUGAAUCAAUCGAGAGAUUUCCUGAUCAAGAAACUUUUAAAUAUAUGAUCGAAAAAGCAGGUUUUCAAUCUGUCGGGUAUGAAAAUUUAACUUUUGGUACUUGUGCUAUUCACUGGGGUAUUAAAGUUUAA